AUGGCCGACCGCGGCGGCCCUGCCGAGGCGCCCAGCCCGCGGGGCUCUCCCCGGCCGGAGUCCCGGGCCCCGCGCACGGUCGGGCCGGGCGAGACCCCACGGAGCGCGGCGCUGGCGCUGCGCUUCGAUAAGCCCAUCAAGCAGGCUUUCUACAACACGGGCGCCGUGCUGUUCGUGUGCCUGUGCUGCGGCGCCGCGGUGCUGGUGUACUUCAUCCUCGAGGCCUUCCUGCGGCCGCUGCUCUGGGCCGUGCUGUGCGGCACUUUCCUGCACCCGUUCAAGAGCUCGCUCACGCGCCUGGGCCGCCUGUGGCUGCGGCGCCUGCACCGCGCGCACACGCCCAUCGUGCUGGCCGCGCUGCUGCUGCCGCUCUGCUUCGCCGACUACGGCGUGGAGGCGCUGGGCGAGCAGGCGCUGCGCCGCCGCCGCCUGUUGCUGCUGCUGGGCGCGGGCGGCCCGCUGCUCUACGGGCUCUACUGCCUGGGCAGCUACCUGGGCGUGCAAGUGCUGCUGGCGCACGCGGGCGCGCUCAUCUGCCGCGGCCUCGACUACUUCAGCAGCCUGUGGAUCUGGACAUUGGUAGUUGGCUACGUGCUGAUGGUUUCAUUCAAGUGGAAUGCAAGCACUCAACGAUACCUGAGAACAGUUUCCAUUCCUGUUUGGAUGAUACUGCUUUUUCAUAUAGCAUCACUGGCUGGCUCAUGGAGAAUUCCAGUAUUCCUGGUUAUUGUUUUCCUGAUGUCUGUGGGCACCCUUUAUGAAAAACAGAAUGAGAAGGAGUCGGCUGGGGCAGAAUUACCAGGACAAGUGAUCUCCAUGGCAGCUUCUACUCUUGCAAACUUGGCCAUCUCCAUCACUGGGUAUGAGUCGAGCACUGAAGACCAGCCCUCUGACCCGCCGGCAGAGCCCACAGACAAGGGAGAACCCCCUCCAGCAUUGUCUGCUUCUUCUUCAUCCUCCUCUCGUUCCUCACCCUCUUCUCCUUCACCUACUUUGGGCAGACAGAGGCCUGAGAUGGGAACAUUUCUCAGGAAGAAGAAAACUAGUGACAUUUACUUUGUGUCUCUUGUGUGGGCCAUCAUUGCUGUCCAGCUCUGGCUGAAUCUGUGGAUUGUACAGCUGCUGCCGGUGCCUGUUGCAGUCUGGAUCAUCAAAAAGCUCGUGAUCCACUUUGGUGUGGUGGGCUUCCUGGAGAAACGCUGCCGCGCAUGGUGGCAGGUGAUUGAGUGCUUCCUGAAGGAGCGGCAGGAGGCUUUGGCACCUUGGCCGAUUAUCGGGCUUGGAAAGUUCUUACUGAAAGUCGAUAGCAAGAUGAUCAUCUGGUUGGAGAAGAUGUUAGAUAAAAUUAUUAGCAUUUUCAUCAUAUUCUUGCUAGUCAUAGGAACCCUUCUUUUGGCCCUUCUCCUGACUGCGAAGGUACAUCAAGAGAGUGUACACAUGAUUGAAGUCACAAGUAGUCUGAUUAAUGAAACUCUAGCAAACCACCCAGAGUGGGCAAAUUGGCUUCCUGAGGCUCAGGUGGUCCAAAGAGCUCUUAAUUCGGCAGCAAACAAUGUGUAUCAGUAUGGACGGGAAUGGAUAACUCAUAAGCUUCACAAAAUUCUAGGAGAUAAGGUGAACAAUACGGCUGUGAUUGAAAAGCAAGUUCUAGAACUGUGGGACAGACUGUAUCACUCUUGGUUUGUUAAGAACGUGACACACUCUGGAAGGCACAAAGGGCACAAGAUGCAUGUGAGUCGACAGAACAGCUGGCUGGGAGAUAUUUUGGACUGGCAAGAUAUUGCCUCUUUCGUUCAUGAGAACAUCGAGACUUUUCUUUCGAUAUUAUCUUUUGGCUUCCAAAUAUGGAAGAUGAAGAUCCUGGAGUCUCUGUGGAUUGUUAUGAGCCGGAACGUGAGCCUGCUGUUCACCACAGUCACCACCCUGCUGACCAUCCUCUUCUACAGUGGCACUGCUCUUCUCAACUUUGUGCUGUCUCUGAUAAUUUUCCUGACCACACUGUUUUAUCUGUUAAGUUCCAGUGAUGAGUACUACAAGCCAGUGAAGUGGGUGAUCAGCCUGACACCACUCUCUCAGCCAGGCCCUUCCUCUAACAUUAUCGGCCAGUCUGUGGAGGAGGCUAUCAGGGGGGUGUUCGAUGCUUCCCUCAAAAUGGCUGGCUUCUAUGGAUUGUACACCUGGCUGACUCACACUAUAUUUGGCAUCAAUAUUGUCUUCAUACCAUCAGCUUUGGCAGCAAUCCUUGGAGCUGUGCCAUUUCUGGGGACAUAUUGGGCAGCAGUACCUGCAGUUCUAGACCUGUGGCUGACACAAGGGUUAGGAUGUAAGGCCAUCUUGCUCCUGGUCUUUCAUCUCUUGCCAACAUACUUCGUAGACACUGCAAUCUACUCUGAUAUAUCAGGUGGAGGCCACCCCUACCUGACUGGCUUAGCAGUGGCUGGUGGAGCCUACUACCUGGGCCUGGAAGGAGCAAUCAUUGGGCCUAUCCUUCUCUGCAUACUUGUCGUUGCUUCCAAUAUCUACAGUGCCAUGCUAGUGAGUCCCACGAACUCGAUGCCCACACCAAAUCAGACCCCUUGGCCUGCUCAGACUCAGCGGACUUUCCGUGACAUCUCUGAAGAUCUGAAAUCUUCAGUAGAUUGACCUGGCUUCACUGCAGUGACUUCUCUGGGGAGUCUCACUUUGACAGUGAGUCCUGCGAGCAUUGGCCUUUGUUCUGUCAGCCGUGUCUGGCAGGCAGGGGUACCCAGAAAAGAAGCAGAAGCCUCCCAGCCUUACAUGCAGAACACCAAGUGAGAGAGAACUUGCUCUAGGCCGCUUCACAUUUUAAAACACAGCUUGAGAGUUGAGAACUGUGUCUGCUCACAACUCAUGCUAAGAUGGCUUGAAAGUUGCAGUUCAUGCACUGGUACCAAGGCUUGAAAUUGCCCUCUUUGAUUAUCUGCUGCAGUGUUUAUAAGUUAUUUUAAAGAUUCUGAGUUACCUACUAUUAAACGUAUAUCCAGUGUAAUGUUCCUCCUGCUGUAGGAGUUUAGCCCUUUUCAGUGAGAAGGCUUUCCCUGUGGAGUAUGGCCCAGUAAGCAGAAAAGGGAAAAGAUGGGUCCCUGUGCUGUGAGGAGAAACAGACACAGGAGGAGUGCAGCUCUUUCUUUCACCUGGGUUGCAAGAUUUCCACAACUUUUCUGACCACACUGAAAAGAUCCCUACUGAGCUGCUAUGAAUAGUAAUUAUGUGAUAGAUCCAUGCCCUCAGCGUUCCUCUCUUAACUGCUUUACAAGCACAGACUCUGAGAUGCAGUGGUCUCUGGGUUUGUCAUGCGUGUCCUCAGUUAGUUGCUUAGCAGCAGAAUUUCUUCUUCCACUUAGCACGGUGCCUUGUACUCAGGAGUCUAGACGAAUUCUUGCUGAGUUGGACUAUAACUUUGUACGUAUUUCAGAUAUGACACAACCGGCAUAGUGCUUUAUACUUUACACAGCCUGUGUGUACUUUACUUUACACACAUUUCACAUCAGCUCUUGGAGCUUUGUACUUUGGGGAGUGUCACCCUGGGGGCGGGGGUGGGGAGCUAAACUUGAGGACAGGGGCUGUGCAAAGCCACCAAGUGUUGUUACUUAUCUCCUGUCUUCUGAUGUUACAUCUGCAGAAUGCAUUUCUUAUGGCUUUGGCAGUUUCCCAGUCCUGUUAGCAGAGGUUCUCAUUCGAUACAUGUGAAAGAGUUGUCCUGCUUCAUGAUACAUGACACGGCUGGUUGAGCCCAGCUCCUAGUGUUGUGCCCUUUCUAGCUGUUCCUAUGCAGCAGAAGGGAUUUUAAUUUGGUUUUUGAAAGCACUUAAGACUAAAAUUUUUCUUAAAAGUUCUUACUAAUUUUAUAACUUGAUUGAUCUCACCAUUAAUAAAACCCACACAUAUACUGCAGUGUCAUUUGACUUUGUAUAGUAUAGCUCAUGCUGGUUUCCUGGUUGUAUCAUGAAUCCUUCAACAUUAUGACCUAUUAAUCCAUCAUCUGUUAGAUCUGACCACUAAACCACUUACUCUGUUCUUUAAUAAGUUGGUCAUUUGCUCAUUAAUACUUUUCUUGAGCAUUAGUAAAUUCUAGGCACCAUGCCAAGGAUCACAGGGCGCUGUGGGCGAUGACUCCCAAGAUGGCUUCUCUCACCUUAAAUGCCAGGCAGAUCAUGUAAAUCAUACUAAAUCUAAAAUUCUUGGAUUAAAAUGGUUGAGGAAAGAAACCAAGUUUUUGUUUGUAAACUGUAUUGUGAUAAGUUUAUAACUAUAAUUAGCAAUGCUCAUAAGCAGCAAAUAUACACAGUGAGUUUGUGUACAUCUACAAAUUAUGUUGCUCCAGUAUGCUUUUAGCCAUGUAAAAGCAAAUUUGCAAAAAACUUAAGUUUGAGCUAACUCAUAGUUGUUGGUAGGUUAGUUCUCAAUUUGAAUGUGAAUUUCUAGGGGAACUUUGAGCUCUAAGUUUAGAGCUUCCUAAGUUAGUGGUAAUGGUAUAAGUCUGUCCUGAAAUUUUAAGAGCAGAAGUUCUCCACAAUGACCUGAUCAGGAAACUCAAGCCACUCCAUUGCUACAGUGAAUCCAGGAAGGCUGCCAGUUGGAAAAACACCCUAGUAUGUGUCCGACACAGGGAGGAGGUUUUACGGAAUUUUCCUAGGACAGAGAGAGAAUAGAUAACAUGAGGUGGUAAGAAUCCUUUAGUCCCUAACCUAACUUACCUUGAAGAGUUUGUAUAAAAUUUGACCUGGGAAGAAGAGAAUAUAUAUGGCUGGUGGCUGGUUUGGGUUUUUUUGUUUUGUUUUGUUUUGUUUUGUUUUUUGUUGUUGUUGCUGUUUUUUGGUUUGGUGUGUG
Molecule: messenger RNA, 4851 nt
Organism: Mus pahari (shrew mouse)
Lineage: Eukaryota; Metazoa; Chordata; Mammalia; Rodentia; Muridae
Gene: Tmem245
Product: transmembrane protein 245
Exons: 18
Coding region: 1-2643 (880 amino acids)
Source: RefSeq, a predicted model, not a curated record